Prinia subflava (tawny-flanked prinia) is the source of this 459-nucleotide messenger RNA. Its product is annotated as histone H2A-IV. The transcript has a single exon. Gene Ontology annotation, cellular component: nucleosome; chromatin. Gene Ontology annotation, molecular function: structural constituent of chromatin; DNA binding; protein heterodimerization activity. Bases 27 to 416 code for a protein of 129 amino acids. Lineage: Eukaryota; Metazoa; Chordata; Aves; Passeriformes; Cisticolidae. The record is from RefSeq and is a predicted model, not a curated record. Gene Ontology annotation, biological process: heterochromatin formation.
UCGCCGUAGACUGUGCCGGUGCUGCGAUGUCCGGGCGCGGGAAGCAGGGCGGGAAGGCGCGCGCCAAGGCCAAGUCGCGCUCGUCGCGGGCCGGGCUGCAGUUCCCCGUGGGCCGCGUGCACCGCCUGCUGCGCAAGGGCAACUACGCGGAGCGCGUGGGCGCCGGCGCGCCCGUGUACCUGGCGGCCGUGCUGGAGUACCUGACGGCCGAGAUCCUGGAGCUGGCGGGCAACGCGGCCCGCGACAACAAGAAGACGCGCAUCAUCCCCCGCCACCUGCAGCUCGCCAUCCGCAACGACGAGGAGCUCAACAAGCUGCUGGGCAAGGUGACGAUCGCGCAGGGCGGCGUGCUGCCCAACAUCCAGGCCGUGUUGCUGCCCAAGAAGACUGACAGCCACAAGGCUAAGGCCAAGUGAGCGCCGCAGAACAGAGGCCGCAAAAGUUUUACCACUGGAAACC